AUGGAGGAAAACGGGGUCAUAGAACCACUGCCUGAUGAGGAGUUUGGGAGAGAGGUGACAUCAGAUUAUGACCCAAGCGAUACCGAGACCACCUUUGGCUCCCUGACGUCGAGCGUCACGGGUCAUGUGUGGGAGUACGGCAGACGAUACCAUGCUUUUCGAUAUGGCCGGUACCCCUUACCCAACGACGACGAGGAGUACAAGAGAGAGUCUCUACGACAUGCCAUGCUGAAGGAGCUCCUGAGGGGCAAGCUCUACCUUGCGCCCAUCGGAGAUAACCCGCAAAAGAUCAUCGAUCUUGGCACGGGGUUUGGAGAAUGGGCCAUGGAGAUGGGCGAGCUUUUUACCGGUGCCAAAGUUACAGGAGUCGACUUAUCGCCGAUUCAGCCACUAUGGGUUCCCUCUAAUGUCGAGUUCAUCGUGGAUGACAUUGAAGACGAGUGGGUGCACGAUCAGGAUUACGAUUUCGCGCACUUUCGGUUCGUCAACACGGUGUUGAAGAACAAUGAACUUGUGCUUCACAACAUUCUCCAUACAAGGAAUCUCAGGCCGGGCGGCUGGGUGGAAAUCCAGGAUGUUUACCCCCGGAUAUCGUCAGACGACAACACACUGCCCGAAGACUACCCGCCCGCCAAGUUUUACUCGCUGCUUCAAGGCGUUCUCAAGGACCAGUACGGCUUCGACCUCAAGGUGCUGGAGAGCCUUCCCGACCACCUACAGCGGCUCGGCUACGUCAACGUGCAGCGGAAGGUAUUCCACAUGCCGCUGGGUGAAUGGCCCAAGGAUCGGCAUCUCCGAAUGCUGGGUGGCUGCUUCCAAGAAGUCUUUCUCGACUUUGUCGCCGCCAUGGCGGCCCGUCCGCUGGUGGAGGCGGGAUUCGACAAGGCCGACAUUGAGGAGCUUGUCGUCGGGGUCAAGAACGCCGUGGGAAAUAGGCGAAUUCACGCAUAUGUCCCCAUCCACUUUGUCUGGGCGCAGAAACCACCAGUAUGA
Podospora anserina S mat+ is the source of this 993-nucleotide messenger RNA. RefSeq lists its product as uncharacterized. Lineage: Eukaryota; Fungi; Ascomycota; Sordariomycetes; Sordariales; Podosporaceae. The transcript has 3 exons. Gene Ontology annotation, molecular function: methyltransferase activity. The coding region runs from base 1 to 993 and encodes 330 amino acids. The record is from RefSeq and is a predicted model, not a curated record.